AUGGCUCGCUCCCCUCACCCCUCUGGCUGGAGGGAGAUGACAAAUGGAGGAGGGCACCCCCAUUACAACCAUGGUGGCCAGACCGGGGGUUCCCACAGCACACCGCGCUACAUGCAGAAGAAACACCACCGCCACAGACGCAGGUCCUCCUCCCCGAUGGGCCGGGUCAUUCUCAUCAACUCACCUGUUGAUGGAGGCGAGGACAGUGAAGACAUUCACACAGUGACAGUAGAUAAGAGUCCAGAUGGGCGGUUGGGGUUCAGUGUCCGUGGGGGGUCUGAACAUGGUCUCGGCAUAUUUGUCAGCAAGGUGGAGGAUGACAGCACUGCAGAGCAGGCUGGGCUGAUGGUGGGCGAUAAGUUGGUGGAGGUGAACGGGGUCAGCCUGGAGAGCAUCACCAUGAGCAGCGCUGUGAAGGUCCUGACGGGCAACAACAGGCUGCGGAUGGUGGUGAGACGAGUGGGCAAGAUCCCCGGCAUCCGCUACUCCAAGGAGAAGACCACAUGGGUGGAUCUGAUUCACCGGCGGAUGGUGGUGGAGGAGAGCGGUCGCACACCGUCAGAGACGAGUUCAGACAGUGCUCUCCGCAGGAUCGUGCAUCUCUUCACCACAUCAGAUGACUACUGUCUGGGCUUCAACAUCAGAGGAGGCAAAGAGUUUGGACUGGGAAUUUAUGUUUCUAAGUUGGACCCGGGUGGGCUUGCAGAACAACAUGGCAUAAAAAUGGGCGAUCAAAUCCUUGCAGCAAACGGGAUCGGUUUUGAUGACAUCACCCAUAGCAACGCAGUCGAGGUCCUGAAGAGCCACACCCAUGUCAUGUUGACCAUCAGGGAAGCCGGGAGAUAUCCUGCUUACAAGGAGAUGGUGGCAGAAUACGGCUGGCUCGACCAACAGGCCAAUGGGGGCCAUGCUCCAUCCUCCCAAGGAUCAGACUCAAACUCUUCUGCCUCCUCGUGGUCCUCCAGCACCCCUCUCAGCUCCCUAAGUGGUCUCUCCCAGGUCCUUUUCCCUCAGGUUUUUGGCCCAGACAUGGUAGACAUCGCCAUCUCCACAGAGGACCGCUCCCGACGGCCAAGCAGCGCAGAGAGAACUGCUGACACCGCCAUGCAGACCGACCCCCAUCCUCCAAACUACCAGGACCACCCCUUAACUAAUGGGUCGUUCCCUGAAAUGCCAGUCACCACAGAAACCAGCAGGACUGUAGGGGCCACGGUGCUUCUGAAGGACACAGUGAUUCGAGGGAUAGGUGAAGGGCCGAAGGAGAUGGGAGGAGCUGGAGAAGGAGGGCGGAGACGUACAAGGACGCUGUCAUCUGGGAAACAGGAAGAAGUGAAAGAAUCACCUAAGACGGCGGCGCUGAUGGCCCUGAGCAGACCGCGUAAACCAAUCAGACGUUCCCAGAGCCACAUCACUGCAUCAGAGGAAAAACAAAAGAAAAAGAAACAGCAGAAGGAAAAGAGCACGAGAGAGGGUAAAACCAGCCUGCAGCGAUCCAAAACCUUUGUCAACCUCUUCUUUAAGAAAGACCGUAAAGGGAAGAGCCGCUCCAAGUCACCGUCCCACCAAGCAGACAAAGAUAAGGAGCGGGGUCGUUCUUUCCAGCUCUUGACCUCUCCGAGGGAAUCCCGUGCUGGGGUUAAAGACAACAGCCCCCUGCCCCGACCAGAGACCCUGAAGCAUGUGGAGGACAUGGCCAAGAGACUGCUCAGUCAGGAUGAGGUGGCUGCUGUGAUGAGACACUGCAGGCGGUUUUUAUCCGAGAAUGUGACUGAGGAUUUGGUGCGUCCUCUUUUGGCAAUCUUGGACAGGCCAGAGAAACUUCUGCUUCUCAGAGAAAUAAGGAUGCUGAUUCCUACAUCAGAGCUGGGUCGGUUUGACAGCAUGGUCAUGCCCUUUGAGCUGGAGGCGUACGAUAUUCUGAAGAGUCGCUCUGUUCGUUCUCCAGCUCUGCGCUCCCCUCGCAGUGGAACCCCUCGUCGUCACCUCAUCACGCCUGUCCCAGACUACAGGGGUGGGUUCCACCUCCAGCCGGUCCAGGACACCCAGCCGGAGCGUCAGUUGAUUGAGGAUUUCGAGAGGUUGCAUUUUUCUGGCCAGCAGUCAGGCCAUCUGCCUCCAUCCCGUGCCUUCACCCCUCUGCUGGAUGUACCUGUGGACAGCUACACCUCCUCCACCGGGCGCACCCGCUCCCUGAGUCCCUCGCCCACCCACAGCUUACUCCUCACAGAAUCCCCUCACAGCACCCAGCGUGGGCGCCAACCCCAUCGCUCUCCCAACAGAAGAGAAAACGGGGCCUCGCGGUAUGAUGACAUCUCCUUGUUGUCAGCGUCUGACCGAGGAGACCUUGAUCGAGGGAGGUCACCUGUGAGGAAUGGCCAUGGGAGGGCAAGGAGGGAGGUGAGUCCUGACAGCAUGGAGGGCAGACAGCGCAGGCAGGAGGGCUUCACAGAGGUCAGCGUUCGUGUUCCUUCACAGCGGAAAGGGAGAACCCCUCUGUCUGAUGUGUUCGAGCCCCAGAGAGACAAGAGUCCAUCUACAGGCAGAGAGAGCAGUCAGCAGCUCAAUGGACAUUCACAUAACGGUCACGGUGUGAAAAGAAGAGCACCUGAAGAGUAUGCAAUCAACGCUUUGACCAUCACCAAGGCCAAGCAGUCACUGGGCAUUAGUAUCUCUGGAGGGAUGGAGUCAAGAGUGCAGCCCAUGAUAAAGAUUGAGAAAAUAUUCCCAGGAGGAGCUGCGUCUACAAAUGAGUCUCUUAAGGCAGGAUAUGAGCUGUUGUCCGUGGACGGCGAGAGUCUUCAGGGGGUGACUCAUCAGCACGCGGUGGACGUUAUUCGCAGAGCGUUCAGUAACAAGGCCAAAGACCCGAUGGUUUUUAUGGUCAAGGUCCCAAAGGUCCCCAGCAGCCCCAGGAGACCUGCGGACUAACCUCUGUGUGCCUUACAGUCAAACUGAUGUUCAGGCAUGAGGACACAAAACCUGCAACUCCGGCGCUAGUGAAUGAAUCCAGGAUUCACUCCAGAAGAAGAAAUAUGGGACAUCUAGAUCUCCGGUCACUGUGGAGGGGAACGGAUACACAGAAGCAUGUGUCCUAUGAAAGGCAGAGUUAUGACAGUAAAUAUGUCAAAUAAAAGGUGGACAUUAGAGAGAAGGUUUGUACCACUGCUACAGUAGUUUAUUUAUCAGGACACCGAUAAGAUCCAGUUUGCUACAAUGUAAUUAAGUGCACUGCAAAUGUAAUGUACGUUUUUUAACAUUCUUAGUGUUUUUAGCAAACAUUUGACUUAAUACAUACAUUGCACAUCAACUAGACAAACAUUAAGUAAUACAGUUUUGUGAUAAUUGAAUUCAUGAACUCCUCCUUGGUUGAAAUUGCGGCAUUGUUUGACUCUUGGCAACCCUGCCGUGACCUCUAAGUCUGAUAGUGGUCUGUGUUUUUCAGCUGGAGCAUCUCCGUCCCACAGGCCUGCCAGAGAGAGAUUACCCCAGCCUGCGUUAUGAGAUUUAUAGAUUUAUACACAGAUUAAAACCCUGUAUUAUGUCAAAACUGAUAGUUUGGGUUUAGUGGAUGUCAGGGGGGAUUAUUACGAAUUGCUGCUCAGUAUUUUUGUGCCGUUUUUCUGGCAAAAGUGCUGGUGCUCUGGAGCAAUCCGCCACUUUAGAGGCUUAAUUACACCCCGCUGUGGACUGAGCUUAUGCAGACAUGUGGAGGAGUUGGAAAAACAUGUCAAUGAGAAAUGCAGGACAUGAAGGCCAGUGGUAUGGUUUAAAUUAAAGUCGGGUAGAGGUGAUAUGGGCAGCAAGGUAAUACAGUGUGCGUAGUGCCUUACUUAUGCAGAUGGCUAAUGGGGAGAAAUACAUACAAAUGUGCUAAAAAAGCGAAAGUUAAAACCUUUUGAUUCAGACAUGCAAUUCAAUUCAAAGAUGAAAUUGAACAUAUCUAUUGAGUUAACAAACAAUAAAAGCUCAUUCAAAAUACUGCUUUAAUUUCAUGUUUCAGG
Molecule: messenger RNA, 4001 nt
Organism: Gymnodraco acuticeps
Lineage: Eukaryota; Metazoa; Chordata; Actinopteri; Perciformes; Bathydraconidae
Gene: pdzd7a
Product: PDZ domain containing 7a
Exons: 15
Coding region: 1-2928 (975 amino acids)
Biological process (GO): auditory receptor cell stereocilium organization; sensory perception of sound
Cellular component (GO): cilium; stereocilium tip; stereocilia ankle link complex
Molecular function (GO): protein binding
Source: RefSeq, a predicted model, not a curated record